This is a messenger RNA of Exophiala bonariae, 1572 nucleotides long. RefSeq lists its product as uncharacterized. Gene Ontology annotation, molecular function: transmembrane transporter activity. Bases 1 to 1572 code for a protein of 523 amino acids. The transcript is spliced from 4 exons. Gene Ontology annotation, biological process: transmembrane transport. The record is from RefSeq and is a predicted model, not a curated record. Gene Ontology annotation, cellular component: plasma membrane. Lineage: Eukaryota; Fungi; Ascomycota; Eurotiomycetes; Chaetothyriales; Herpotrichiellaceae.
AUGACACAAGCAUCAAAACCAGCUCUAGAGGCACUGCACGUAGAGGAAGGUCUGCAGGUCUACUCCGCCCUACCCUCAGUUGCGAAGGUGGACGGAGGGAUUCUCCUUGACGCUGGCCUCAAGAAUGAACAUCAGCUCAUUUUGGCGAAAGACGGCCAUACUGUGUUACUACCUCAACCAUCAGGCAAUCCUGAAGAUCCAUUGCUUUGGUCCUCUUCGAAGAAACAUGCUAUCCUCUUCACGCUCGCCUAUGGCGCCUUCGUGGCCGACGCCGUCUCUGGAAGCUGUACAUCCUUAAUUGUUGCCCAAGGCAUCGAGUGGAACAUGAAUCCAAAUACAGUCAACCAUGCAAACACACUCAACAUCCUUCUCUUGGGCGUCGGAGCAUUGUUCUAUGUGCCUCUGUCUACGUGGUGGGGACGCGCACCCACAAUCUUUUGGACGGCUUUCAUUUCCGUCUUCCUCAAUCUUGGUGUCGCCCUGUGUCCCGGCUGGAACGAGUACUACCCUCUUCGUGUUGUCCAGGGCAUAUUCUCCAAUGCACCUCCCAGCAUUGCCAUCGGUUUCAUUCGUGACAUCUUCUUCUUCCACGAGCGGGCUCGAAAGAUCGGUAUAUGGACAGCUCUUUUCAUAGCUUCACCAUACUUGGGUCCGCUGUUCGGAAACUUCAUGCUUGCAGGUCUUGGGGAAUGGCGACCUGUUUUGUGGCUCGGUCUUGCGAUGCAGGCUGCUUUCCUCAUAUGCUGCGUCUUGUUUCUGGACGAAAGCUGGUACAAUCGAGACGUGGCAGAUGAGCUACAGCCACAUCGUGGUUCCGGCAUUUUUGAUCGUCUGUCUCGAGUCGUUGGUAUGUGGCAGAUCCGACACCACCAACACUUUUACACUUUGCGUCAUUCCAUUACCACCUUUGCAAGAACAAUCUUGAAACCUGUCUUACUUGUCAUUUUCUUCAACUAUUUCAUUUGCUUUGGCUGGGCGAUAGGUAUCAACGUGAGCACUGCCAUCCUAUUUGCCACACCCGUCCAAUUUGGGGGAUAUGGCUAUAAUUUCAAACAACUCGGAUUCUUGUACUUCACACCUGUUGUCGGCAUCCUGAUUGGGGAGCUGUUCGGCCACUUCGCCAACGAUUCGUUGGCUAGAAGAUACAUUCGCCGUCAUAAGGGUAUCUUCGAGCCCGAGGUCCGUUUGUGGAUGGCAUACAUUGCCGCCAUCCUUAUGAUCGUGGGACUUGUCCUUCUAGGCUUAGGUUUGCAACAACAUCUCAAUGUCGGGGUACUUAUCGCGGGCUGGGGGAUGCAUACAUGUGGUCUAGUUAUUCUGUCAGUGACCACGUUUGCAUAUGCCGUUGACUCAUAUCCAACCGCGUCCGCCGAAAUAGCUGGAUGGAUCUCUUUCAUUCGUGUGGCUGGAGGUUUUAGCGUUGGCUAUUAUCAGCAACCAUGGGGCGCGGCGAUCGGCUACGACAAAAGCUUCGGCACCCAAGCCGCGUUGGUCGGGGUCAGUGUACUCGCCGUUGCGGCGAUCCACAAGUUUGGGCAUCGACUGCGGAUCAAGUCCGGUGAUAUCAAAUAG